Blepharisma stoltei is the source of this 2415-nucleotide messenger RNA. Lineage: Eukaryota; Ciliophora; Heterotrichea; Heterotrichida; Blepharismidae. The record is from the annotation of a GenBank genome assembly.
AUGAAGCAAACUUUAAGUCCAAUAACAAAUGAAUGAAACAGCACAACUCCUUCAUUGCAUUCUAAAGACAGUUUAUCAUCUUUUGAUUCGCUAAACUAUGAUAUCAUUAAAAGAGAAGAAAUUUUGGCAAGAUUAAAAACAGAAAGCAAAAUGCUUGAAAGCGACUUCAUCUCAACAAAGAACAGCAAAGUAAUUGAAAUGGAGACAGAGGCUGCAAAACUUCAAGAAAAACUGUAAUUUUUAUUAAGAGAGCAGGAACUAGACGAAAUGGAAACUCUAAACAACAUUUUAAACCGAACAAGAUCUAAUAUGGAUGCAAUGAAAGUUUUCGUCGAAAAGUUUCAGAUAAAGGAAAAAAUGAUAAGCUCAAGGGUCAAAGACACUGAAAAUAUAGUUGCCGAAGCUUUGGCUUCUAGCAGAGAUGUAAAAAAUGAGUUAAAGUUCCUUAAUAGAUAUGUUGAUUCUUUAAAAACUGCAACUUCUCAGAAAAAGCUUAUUUCCCUAUUCAUCUGAUCAAGCCAAUAUCCAUUGCUCGAUCAAGAUUUUAAGAACGAAUAUAUAUAAAUUUUAUAUUCAUUUUUUUCUAGAUAAAACGUUUACUAUAAACAAGAGAUAGAGUACGCAAUAUAUUAGCAAAUAUGUUAUAAAUCAAAUUGAAAUUGAAUAGGAGCAAUUAUCCUAUACUACCUCUCAGAUUCGUUAUUAUUAAAGAUAGGUAGUUAGAUUGAUGGAGUAACUUUCAUUUUUAUCAUAUGAAAUCCAUUCGAACAGGAAUGUAAAUUUAGUUUCCAAAUUUCAAUGUUGUUCUUCGAUUAAAGAUGGGAUGGAAGUUAGAACUCAAUACAAUGAGAACCAGAACUCAAAUAGCAGUGAAAAAAGUGAGAGUGAAGGAGAUUCUAAAGAAGAUGAAAUGGAAAUGUUGAAGGCAAUAUCAAAUAAGCUUACUACAGUAGAAAAAAUCACCUCUUUAAGAGUAAAAGAUGUCGAAGAAAAUAAAGUGAAAUCAGACACGCUUGACCAACUUAUAGGAACUGAAAGCAUUGAAUCGUGAAUUAAGGAGAUAGAAAGAAUACAAAUCAUCGAAGAAAGCUUGAGCAGGUCAAUUCAAGUACUAAUGGGAGAUUUAAGAAAGCUCGAAAGUGAAAAAUUAAAUUUAGAAGUAGAGCUUUCAAAUCUCAAGCAAAUUCAAGAUCUGCCCAAGUCCAAAGGGAAAUAUACAAAGGAAAAAGACAGAAAGCAUGAAAAAUAUAAAGAGGCAAAAAGAGCAAUGAAAGAAAGCAAAGGAAAAUGGACCUCAAUGUAUACCUCUGCAAUGAAAAUAUAUGAUCUUAUUAAUCUAUUACUAGCAAAUCUUGAUGAGCAAGAUGAAGAAGUAAUUGAAAAAGAUAAAUGAAUAGCAAAUAAAGAGCCGACUUCUCAGCAAGAAAUGAAAGAAUUUGAAAUUGCCACUUUGAAAAUUCUGGAACAGUGCAAAAAUAAGCUGGAUUCAAUGGAAAUUAGCAUAGUAGAUAGCAUUCAACGAAAGAGAACUACAAGACCAUGAGCAGAUCGCUCAUUAACAAUUAUUGAUGGGCGCCCUUUUAAAAAAGAAAUAUACACUUCUCGAAUGUAUGAGACUAUGACAACAGACACAGAAGCAAAGGACCCAGAAAGAAAGAUAAUGGCCAAGUUAUCAGCAUCAAUUAAUAACAAUGAUUUUUUCCACGGAACAAAUGAUGGGAAAAAGUCAAGAGGCGAUGCAUUUUCUCUGAAACAAGAACACAAUUUGCUUGUGCCUGCUGUAAAGAGCCCAAAAUCUGAGCUUGAUGAGCUGACAGGAAUCAAUAACUUUGACAAAAAGCUGAACACUCAUAAAAAAUGGCGUUGCGAAUCAACCUGUAGCCAGACGAGAGUCUGUGGAGCAUAGGAAGGGAGAACAACGUGCGGUGAGUGUGCCAAGCCAGGCUUUGCUUGGAGUAAUGUAGGGCUGGCUGACUAUCCAGGACAAGGCUUUACCUAGGGAGAAGGAACUUGAAAGUUGGAAACCAUACCUUUACUGGAGUCAGAUUGGCAAGCAGAAGCUGUUGUGAAGUAAGGGACGUAAAAAGGCUUCAUGGUUGAUUGGAUCUACUCGAUAAUAAUUAAGAUUAGUUAAGACAAAAAAGCUGCAAAAACUGUCCGCCUUAACUCACCAAAAACAUAAAAGCACAAAUCUUAAUGGCCAAUCAUUAAAGAUUCUUAGUCUAGACCUUGAGAGGAAAAUGUAAGCAAUAACUUAGGAGCCGAAUAGAGAAUAUAAAAACCAAAUCUUUGUCUAUAGGCAAAGAAACGCAAAAUCUCUACCUAAAAAAGUCAUUGGAAAAAAUCUCUUUUCCAGCCAUCUCUAGGAAUUCAAAAACACAACGAAAUGACUCAAAAUAUAAGAAAUUGAGUUAG